ACUGAAAGAAAGAAACAAAAAAGAUAUUGUCUUUCUUCUUCAUUUUUAUAAAAAAGACAAGAGAGCAGCGUAUUUCUUGUUCUCUUAUUAUUAACAAAUCGGAAAGUGAACGCAGUCAAUGAUUGAUUGGCAGAUGAAGAGAAGGAAACGAGCAUCAGCAUCAUAAUAAUAAACGAACAAAUACAAAGAAGAGAAGGGAAGGGAAGAGAAGGGAAGAGAAGAACCCUUCAAAUGGGUUUCUCUCAAGACAAUUUGAAAGGGUUUGUUUUGGCUUUGUCGUCAAGUGCGUUUAUUGGUGCUAGCUUCAUUAUUAAAAAGAAAGGCCUUAGAAGAGCUGCUGCAGCUUCUGGUGUUAGAGCUGGUGUUGGUGGGUUCUCAUAUCUCUUAGAGCCACUAUGGUGGUUGGGCAUGAUCACAAUGAUUGUUGGAGAGGUUGCAAACUUUGUUGCAUAUGCGUUUGCUCCAGCAGUUCUUGUAACCCCCCUCGGCGCGUUGAGUAUUAUUGUCAGUGCUGUGUUGGCUCACUUUAUCUUGAAUGAGAAGUUACACCAACUAGGGAUCUUGGGUUGUGUGAUGUGCAUUGCUGGUUCUAUUGUAAUUGUGAUCCAUGCACCACAGGAGAGCCCUAUAACUUCUGUGCAGGAAAUAUGGAGUAUGGCUACCCAACCAGCUUUUUUGCUUUAUGUGGGUUCAGUGAUUGUGUUGGUUUUCAUUAUGAUCUUCCAUUUUGCUCCACAAUGUGGUCACUCAAAUGUGUUAGUGUUCACCGGCAUCUGUUCAUUUAUGGGUUCUCUUUCGGUGAUGAGUGUUAAGGCUGUUGGAACUGCACUGAAAUUAACGUUUGAAGGAAACAACCAAUUACUCUAUCCAGAGACUUGGUUCUUUGUGUUUAUUGUGGCCACAUGUGUCAUCACGCAAAUGAAUUAUCUAAACAAGGCACUUGAUACGUUCAAUACUGCAGUUGUCUCCCCCAUUUAUUAUGUCAUGUUCACGUCACUUACAAUUCUUGCCAGUGUAAUCAUGUUCAAGGAUUGGGAUGGCCAGAAUGUGGGAAGCAUCAUAUCAGAAAUAUGUGGCUUCAUUGUUGUUCUCUCAGGGACCAUCGUAUUACACACAACCAGAGAGUUUGAAAGAAGUUCAUCCUUUAGAGGUAGUUAUGCAUCUUUAUCCCCUAGAUGCAAUGGUAAUGGAGAAUUUAUGAAGCAUGAGGAGGAGAAUUUGUUACCUGAUGAAGCAGUUUUCUUUCAGAGACAAGAAAUGCACUAGAUGUGUACCUCAAAAAGAAUCCCUCCUUCAUGUACGUUCAUGCAAGGCAUAAUCCGUAUCUCAGACUCUUUGACAGCAUUCCUGUGCGAUGGUUUUGUUACCACAGAAUGUCUGGUUACUUCCAAACAGAAAGCGAACGAACUUACAUCGAGGAGGUUGUUUUGUGUCCCUCAGAAAUCCUUGAAAUCUCGUUUUCUUAAUUUUCUCUUUUUCUGUAAGUUAUGGGAGAAAUUAUUCAAUAACCCUGGAGGAGUAAUGUCUUCAUUUCACUUGCGAUCUACAAGUGAAUUGCACUUGAAUCUGAGACGAGGAAACUCUGAAUCUAGUGAUACUUGUACAGUGUGUUUGAGAUUGCCGAUGUAAAGGAUGGUUUAUUCAGCUUCUUUAAUUGUCAAUGGCGGAGUAAAGAGAGUGAUCAGAAGACCCAGAAACCUAUUUUAGUGAAGAAGGGUUUGGAUGGUGUCUAUGCCCUGCAACUGGUAUAUUGGAAACUUGAGCUCUGAGGUGGUUUCUGUUGUUAGUUAACCUUGUCCCAUAGGUUCCUUUCUUUGAGAACAGGCAAAACCAGAGAUUCUUGUAGUAUUAUAUUUGUUUGUAGAUUGUUUGAUUUCUUAUAAUAAUUGAGCAAAGAAUGAGGCGUGUAUCUGUCAUUUUAGCAAGACAGGAAUUUGUGAAAAUGAAAUAUUAUUCUUCA
Populus nigra (black poplar) is the source of this 1960-nucleotide messenger RNA. Its product is annotated as probable magnesium transporter NIPA3. The record is from RefSeq and is a predicted model, not a curated record. Bases 232 to 1266 code for a protein of 344 amino acids. Gene Ontology annotation, molecular function: magnesium ion transmembrane transporter activity. Lineage: Eukaryota; Viridiplantae; Streptophyta; Magnoliopsida; Malpighiales; Salicaceae. Gene Ontology annotation, cellular component: membrane. The transcript is spliced from 9 exons. Gene Ontology annotation, biological process: magnesium ion transport.